Lates calcarifer (barramundi perch) is the source of this 6752-nucleotide messenger RNA. RefSeq names its product immunoglobulin superfamily, DCC subclass, member 4 (gene igdcc4). Gene Ontology annotation, cellular component: axon; plasma membrane. Gene Ontology annotation, biological process: cell-cell adhesion; axon guidance. The transcript has 20 exons. Lineage: Eukaryota; Metazoa; Chordata; Actinopteri; Centropomidae. The record is from RefSeq and is a predicted model, not a curated record. Gene Ontology annotation, molecular function: protein binding. The coding region runs from base 372 to 4142 and encodes 1256 amino acids.
AACCAGCCAGCCAGUGUCUGGUGAACGUGCGUGUGCGCGUAUGUGCGCGCGCACGUGUGCGUCCAUGCGUGUGUGUGUGUGGCUGUGUGUGUGUGUGUGUGUGUGGACCAGCAGCGAACACACACUUAACAUUCGUUCGCAACAUGGCGUUGGAGCGCCGAGAGACACGACGGCUCUCCCCCGACUAAUGCAACCUUAUUGUUAGGAAAGCCAGGGGACUGUUGACCAAAGAGACCAAAAACAUUCACAGAGACUCUUUUACGCACCGGCGGAGACAAAAGCGGAUUCCAACAUAUGCAUGUCGCUAUAACGGUAUAGCUGGUUGUAUAGACGCACGCUGCUACCCCACUGGUGGAAAUCAAAGGCUGUACAUGGCGGUGGAGAGUACAAUUUGGCUGUUCUGUCUUCUUUCGCUGUUUUGUGGUCCAUCCAAGCAAGAAAAGCCUGUUUCGGUGGAGCUGAGCUGCGGGGCUGGGCCCAGCCAUGUAGUGUUGGAACCAGGUUUGCCCCUCUUGCUGGACUGCAAUCUAGGGGCCAGCAAUACACCUUUCAAUGUGACCUGGCUUAAGGAUGGCCAGACCCUGCCUCUGGAAGGGGAUGACUAUCUGCAGUAUUUGGGCAACGGAUCCCUCCUCCUGCUGCCGACCUCCAAGGACGGCCAGUCUGCCCAGGACCUGGAAGGGGGCUACAGCUGCGUGAGUGCCAGCGCCCUUGGAGCCCUGACCAGCCGGACUGUAAAUGUACUCUUGUCAAGUCUGUCUAAGUUCCAUCAGGAGCCAUCACCCCAAACAGUGCCCGCUGGGGGAGCUGCCCGCUUCGAGUGCCAGAUUGAGGGAGUACCCACGCCUGUUAUUACCUGGGAAAAGAACAAAGUGGCUGUCCCUGAGGAGACAAGGUUCAUUUCCCUUCCUAAUGGGGUGCUCCAGAUUCUAGAUGUGACCAAGGAGGAUGAGGGUGCCUACCGCUGUGUCGCGUCCAACUCUGCCAGGAAGGACAUCAGUUAUGAAGCGAGACUCACUGUCACCACAGGCUCUACUGAAGCCCUGAACAGAGUUGUGAUUGUUGCACCACCCCAGAAUGCCACAGUGGUGCUCGGCCGCCCCGCUGUGAUGGAGUGUAUGGCACAAGGCCAGCCCAAACCACUGGUGUCCUGGAGCAGACAAGAUGGAAAGCCCAUUUCCACUGAUGUGGUUGUCCUCGCAACAAACCUGGUGAUUAGGGACACAAGGCGUCACCAUGCUGGCGUCUAUGUCUGCCGGGCCAACAAGCCCAAGACCAGAGAGUUUGUCAUUGCUGCUGCUGAACUGCAUGUGCCCGCCCCUCCAGUGAUUCUCCAGCCCCCAGAGACUAUGUCUCUCUCCCGGGGAAACACAGCCAGGUUUGUGUGCAACAGCUCCGGGGAGCCUCCUCCAGUGCUGCAUUGGCUGAAGAACGGCCAACCCAUCAAAUCAUUCAGACGAGUGAAGACCCAGAGCCCUGGAGUCCUGCUCAUCAACCAGCUGGCACAGGAGGAUGGGGGCUACUACCAGUGCAUAGCAGACAACGGGCUGGGCACGGCCUGUGCCACUGCCAAGCUGACGGUCAUUGUGAGGGAAGGACUGCCCAGCCCUCCUCGUCACCUGACUGCUACACCCUACUCCAGCACAGCUGCCCUGCUCAUGUGGGAGAAACCUGAGUACAACUCAGACCAAAUCAUCGGCUAUUCUGUGCACUGCCAGCUCGCUGCAGGCUCAGAUAACGCAGAGUACCAGUUUGCAAUGAACAACGACACCACAGAGUAUCACGUCAAAGAACUUCUCCCCCAUACUGCCUACACAUUCUUUGUCGUGGCUUAUUCUCCCAUGGGUGCCAGUAGCCCAUCCCUGCCUGUUACUGUAGAGAUGCUGGAGGAUGUGCCGAGUGCACCUCCUCAGCUGUCUAUAGCCAGCACCUCCCCCACAGAAAUCAGGCUGAUGUGGCAUCCAUUGUCCUCGCAGCACAGUCGAGGAGCUGUUACCCGCUACUGCAUUGAGUACGGCUCUUUGGAUCAGGAUGAGGUGUUGUCAGCGGAGGUGGGGGGUAAUGAGACUCAAUUUACACUGAGAGAACUGCAGCCUAACCAGGUCUACCGGCUGAGAAUAGCAGCUGGAACAGGCAUUGGCUUUGGAGUCCCAUCUGAGUGGGCCCAGCACAAAACAUUAGCCCGCCACAGCAACCACAGCAUGGUGAUCUUUGCCCCCACUGAGCUGAAAGUCAGAGCCAGAGCGGACAGUCUCAAUGUGACAUGGCAACCCUCACCUAAUCACACACUGGUCUCUGGUUACAUGCUGUCCUGUCGAGAAGUAGAGGCUGAGGAGUCAGCCAAUGGAGAGAGGACCACACAAACCCACACCAUCAGGCUGCGAAAGAGGCUUAGGCAUCGACUGCUCACGGGGCUGGUCCCUGAUCGGCAGUAUGAGGUAAAGGUUUGGGCAUUCAGUAAGCAGAUAGAUGGAGCAGCUGCAGUGUGGAAGGGAAGGACAGACAAGGCCAGUGACAGAACACCGUUGCUGCCUACGCACCCCCUUCUAUUGCCGCCAAGCAGCAUCCAAGCCACAGCCAACAGUUCCACCUCCAUCUGGCUGCGAUGGGAGAAACCACGGUUCAGCAACGUUCGCAUCAUCAACUAUACAGUGCGCUGCAGCCCAGUAGGAACCACCAACGCCUCCCUUGUCUCCUAUCUUACCAGCUCUGCUCAGGAGAUGCUGCUCGGGGCACUGAAACCCUUCACCCGUUAUGAGCUGGCGGUACAGUCUAUUGGAGAGAAUGCAGUGGGACCCUUCAGCGGCACUGUGGAGGAGUCCACUUUGUCUGACCGGCCCUCCACACCUCCAGAGGAGCUGCAGCUGAGUGCGCUGGACUCCUCUUCUGUGCUGGUGAGCUGGCGCCCUCCACUGGAGCCUAAUGGUAUCAUCAUUAGCUACAUGAUCUUGUACAGUGGCAACCUCAGCCAGCCUGAGCACUUAUGGAAAAAUCUCUCUCAGGAUGGGAGCAUCACCAGCGUGGAGGUCCAGGGUUUGUCCAGUGGCACUCAUUACUUUUUUAAAUUGGGAGCAUCUACUGAGGUGGGGCCGGGGCCUUAUUCACCUGUAAAGGAUGUUCACACUCCCCCUCAGAAAUAUGAGCUAGACAUCCACGCAGUGACAGGCAUCAUAGUCGGUGUCUGUCUUGGACUGAUAUGCAUCCUCCUCUGCAUGUGUUUCAGCUUUCGCAACAGCAAAUCCAGGGAGAUAUCUGGGGGCUUGGACUCCACAGCUGUGACCCUUCAGUACAGGAGAGGAGGCUGCCCCACAGUACCCUCCAACUUGCCAGAGUGCAGCGAUAGCUACGAGCUGGAGACACUGAUGCCCUCAGGCAGCCAAGAGUCUGGUCAGCCGCCAGAAGAGGCCCCAGAGGAGCAGAGCCUGAUGGCGAGUGCUAAUCCAGUGGAAGGGGAGGAUGCCCCUGCACCUGAACCCAAGGCUGCUUGGAACGGCUCUGUGAGUCAUAAUUGGGUCAACAGAAUCACUAGAUACAGAGACACCAUAACAGAAGACUCUCCAACACUCAUUAAUGGAGCUCCCAACAUGCUAAUUACUGAUAACAGCACGGGCUCAGAAGAUCAUCUGAGUACAUCCCUGUGCAGUAACCAGGUCGAGGCAGAAGUCAUCGUUCACUCAGAGCUGUCAGAUCCCGGGAGAGAGAAAGAGGAGGAGGGCAGCAAGAGGGAGAAGGAUUCUAACACCACCAGGGGACCCUCAUUAUCAGAGGACCGAUACUCCCCUUUGAACCAGCCAAGCCUGUCAGGAGAGGAGGAAUCUGUAGAGAAACUGCCACUGGCCCAAAGCCCCUCACGUUUUCCCUCAAUUAAAUUGAUGGGUAACCACAAUGGGGAGCUAGAAAGCAUGGGAGACAAGCCGAUUGCAGACACAGAGCCACAGCAGGACAUGGGGCUUACCAAUGGCUUCCACUCCCCUAAAACUGUGAGGUCUGUGCUGAGGUCAGAGCAUCUGGAGAAUGGGGACUCCAGACACUGCUCUACUGCACCAGGGAAGGCCAUCACUGUCGGGCUGUCCCCUGCCCCCUUUGUCAGCUCUGGCCUUGUCCACUCUACCUCAGCAGCACACAGUUAUCUGUGCCCGUAGCGUCUGCAUGUAGGGCACUGACCCUUACGCGAACCUAAAGACAUCAGACUGAUUUUCUUUCUUUUAAGUACCCAGGAAGAAUCCCUAUGGAUUAUUUUUAUGCACCUCAUUAUUGGAUUUCUUUCUCUUCCUUGCAAAGUUUUUAUAGGUACUUUGAAUCCAUUGUUUAAUACAUGUGUAUAUACAGUAUACAUAUACAGUAUAUUUUUAGUGGUAGAGUACUGUAUAUGGGUAUGCUCUCUAGCAUUGCAACCAUGCUUUCCUCUGGGUUUCUUUCCUGUCCAUAGGAAAGAAAAGAAAGAUUUAACUUAACCAAGCAGAUGGAAGUGGAUUGAAGGAGGCUAUUCCCACUGUGUCGCACAUGGCUCUGUUCCACUCAGGAAUGAGAAAAAGCCUGGAACGUUCCCUGAGUGAGUGAGCACUUGGACAGGCUAUAAUCAUGGAUGGAAGGAUCGGAAGCGGAGGCUUGGUGGGUCUCCCUGGGCUUCGACUUGUGGAUGCUACUUUAGCGUGGCACUGAGGAAUAAGCCUUAAAGAGUAUCUGCACACUCUGAGAGUGCAGAACACCUGUGUCUCUCUCCAGCCUCCUGCUGUCUCAGGGUCCAUACACAUACACACACAUACACACACACACACACACACACACACACACAGAAACACACACACAAAGCUUAAAGCAUAGUUGAUUCCAGAAACUCAAUUGGUCACAUACAUAAACACACAUUUACACACACAUUUCCUGACUGGAGUGUGGGGGUCUCAGGUGCCUAAAUAUUCUAGGUGCGUUUAUGGCUUCUGUAUAUUUCUAUAGAUUAUUAUAUUCAGAACAAGUUCGAAACACGUCAGCAUUAAGGGAAAAAUAACACUCAAAAUAUAAAAAUAUGUUGCGUAUACAGAUUUGGUACACAUGAAGUAUUCCUUUCCAAAAUGCCAUAUAUCCAAGUGGUGUGAUUUUGUAAACCAGGGACACUCAGUUGAAAAGUGAAGUUGCUUUUUUUCUGUUUUAUAGAUGGUGGAUAUCUCAUUUUGGAAUCACAGUAUUUACAUGUUAAUAUUGACACUGGUUUAAUUAUGUUGGUGGGAGAACUAGAGGAGAUGUUACAACAAACCUAUCUGUACACCACUCUUCUGGUUUGGCUCCCAGUUAGGGAUGCACCAAUGUCCAUACUGUUGUCAAGAUACUGUGCCAUCAGUUGGAGCCAAUUGUCAUUUUCAGCUAAGUAUGACAUUUUUUAUGUGAAAUGCUUGCCAUGUCUUUAAUUCAAUGGAAAUUCAGCUUGACUCUACAAGCCUGAUUCCAGCUGUAUGUGAAAAUUUCCACAAUGCUCUAGUCUGACCAAAUACAAAAGGAGUUUGAUGAGGAAAAAAAUAAAUAAAUUUGCUCCAUUUUUUUUACUUUGACCCCAAACUGUUCAAUGUAUUCCUUAAGUUAUGGAUCAGAUUGCUUUUCCUAAUUAACCAAUAUAUGAAGUACACGGGGAACUGGUGCAUCCCUACUCCUUAUCAACAGCACUACCUCAUUUCUUUUCAGGACGGUUUCCAGUGUGGUUUUAUUAGUGUUACGUAACUAGCACCUUUUUAAGAUCUUUUUCUUAACCUGUCUGAUUUGACAGCCUUUGGUAUUAAUAUACAGAAAUAAUCGUCCUACACUGUAUGUUCUUGUGUUAAGUUCAACAGGAAAUUAUAUUGCUUUAGUGCAUUGCAGCCACCUCUCAGAUCACUGAAAGAUUGUUUUAGUCAGUAUUAUCUUACUGUUGAAACCCCACAAAAAAAAAGAAUGCAGAGUUUAUGAUAAAAACUGGAACCAACUAUAGACAAGGAAAUAAAUAGCUCCUGCAAUUUUACACUUGUGCCACUUAUGCACCUAAUGGAUGGAGUACAUAUUUUACAUACAUACAUAUACAUGUGGUUUGCAUGUAUGUGUGUGUGUGCGUGUGUGUGCGUGUGUGUGCGUGCACAUGUAUUACCUGAGGGAUGUUAAAUGUGAAACCAAAAAAAACUGCUCACACUGAAAGAAAACAACAACAAAAAAAAAAAAAGCCUGGUUAAACCCACAUUUAAAACCUUGACAUUUUGUGGCAAAAUCAAUUAAUUAAAAUUCCAAAUGUUCUGUGCAGAGUUGGUGACAUAUAAAUUUGUGCCAGUGACUGAACUCAAACUGUCUUGACAGUGCUGGCCUUUGAGGGGGACAGAGAGCCAGAGUCCAAAAUGGAGGAAGCUGUCAGAGCUUAUUAGCUGUUUUGCUCCAUUAACUUUUAUUUAACCUCCUCUGUCAGAGUAAAACCUGUUGAUCAUUGGUUUACAGACAGUCAUAAAACUGGAGUCGAUGGCACAAACAUGACUUCUGAAUAAACUGUGUGACCUUUUUGUCUCGUUGGUGACAAAAUUUUGGCUCAAUGGUGAGCAAAAUGCCAGGGGGAAGUAAACUGAACAGUGAACAGAGAGAGAGAAAAGCUCCAGAAACCAACUAGUGCUCAGUGGCCAGGUCAGCUAGCAAGUUAAUCGUUAGCCAGUUACAGCAUUUCACUAGUUGGCCCCGCAAGUAGUCAGUAUGUCGCCGUGUAUUUCAUGUGGACAAAAUGUCACUUUGUGAAUGUGUGAAUGUGAUUU